This is a messenger RNA of Girardinichthys multiradiatus, 2209 nucleotides long. RefSeq names its product zinc finger protein 131 (gene zbtb35). The coding region runs from base 244 to 1863 and encodes 539 amino acids. Lineage: Eukaryota; Metazoa; Chordata; Actinopteri; Cyprinodontiformes; Goodeidae. The record is from RefSeq and is a predicted model, not a curated record. Gene Ontology annotation, cellular component: nucleus. Gene Ontology annotation, molecular function: DNA-binding transcription factor activity, RNA polymerase II-specific; protein binding; RNA polymerase II cis-regulatory region sequence-specific DNA binding. Gene Ontology annotation, biological process: regulation of transcription by RNA polymerase II. The transcript has 9 exons.
UGUAUGGGAAAAGUGUAUUUUAAUGCGCGGUUUGAUGACGUAAGGUUGGUUGUCAAACGCGAAAUGGCGAGCGUGCUAAGAGGCCCGCUAGCAGCAGAAAUAAGGAUUUUUAUCACGCUUUUUUACUUAGAAUAUGGAGAUGGUUGUAGCAUUUUGCAAACACUGGCUCCUUGAUCAGCCUUUCCACACUCAGAACUGCCUGUUCAUGCUCCUCUGUUGUUGCAGGGCAGGCUCAGGUGAGUGAUGGCGGCGGGGGCCGAGGUGGAGGUCAAUGGAGGUAGCGAGUACCCGGGGCUCUACAAAGUCAUGAUGGGCAAACUUAACGAACAGCGACAACUGGAUCAGUUUACAGAUAUUACCCUCAUAGUGGAUGGACACCACUUCAGAGCCCAUAAAGCAGUGUUGGCAGCAUGCAGUCAGUUUUUCCACAAGUUCUUUCAGGAUUUUACUCAGGAACCUCUGGUGGAGAUAGAAGGAGUGAGCAACACAGCCUUUUGCCAGCUAAUGGAGUUCACGUACACAGCCACGCUAGCGAUAUCUGGGGAGGAAGAGGCGCUCGACGUGUGGAAGGCUGCUGAAUACCUACAAAUGCAGGAAGCCAUCAAAGCACUCAAGAAAAUAAAUUCCUCAAUGACAACAAGGAGCAGAGCUCAAAAGAGAACGAUUGCAGAAACAUCUAAUGUGAUUACAGAAACCUUACCGACAGUGGAGGGAGACCAGGUGGAGAUUGAAGUGGUGGAGUCCGGCUUGGAGGAAGUGGUCGAUGAAAAGACUACACAAGCAGCAUCACAUGACUCUGCGUUGGCUCUUCUAGCUGACAUAACUAGCAAAUACCAGCAAGGGGAACCAACAAUUCAUGUGAUCAAAAAGGAUGAAGAAGAGGUCCUGUAUCAGGAAGAAACUGUGACAGCCUCCAAGGUGUUGGAGAACGUUGAAGUUGUCGAAGUCCAGAUCUCCCAAGGAGACAACAUCUUCCGCUGCAGCAAGUGUGACCGUAGUUUUAAGCUGUACUACCAUCUCAAACAGCACCUAAAAACUCACCUGGGCUCUAUGGAGAAGCCUUAUGUGUGUAACCACUGUGGGAAAGCCUACACAAGGGAGGGUGCCCUGAAACAGCACAUCAGCACCUUUCAUUUUGAUGCGGAGGAACUUUCUCGAGGGCAGAAAAUUCAAAAGAAAGUCCACAUCUGUGAAUAUUGUAAGAAGCAAUUUGACCACUUUGGCCACUUUAAGGAGCACUUACGGAAGCACACUGGUGAAAAGCCUUACGAGUGUCCAGAUUGUCAUGAGCGAUUUGCAAGGAACAGCACACUGAAAUGCCAUAUGGCCGCCUGUCAGAAUGGGGCAGGAGCCAAGAAAGGACGAAAGAAGCUCUAUGAAUGCCAGGUCUGCAGUGACGUCUUUAUAAGCUGGGACCAGUUCAAGGAGCAUCUUAUGUGCCACACGGGAGACAAGCCCAACCAUUGCACCAUGUGUGACCAAUGGUUCACCCAAGCCAAAGAACUUAAAGCGCACCUCAGAGAUGUACAUUCCAUUGAAGAUGAAUCAACGAAGCAGCUGGUCAUCACCGACUCCGCGGCGUCUGCCGCCCUCACCAUAGCUACACAAAGCAUCGAGGGCGCUGAAACAGUCCUGCUGGAUGAUGGCAUUCACGUGGAACAUGUAACAGUAGAGCCUAUGGAUGUAAUGACAAUGGAAGAGACUACAACGGUCGUAGUGGAGGACGGAGGAGUGGGUGGGAUAUGCGAGGAGGACCUGGAGAGACUAAAGCAGGCAGGGUUGCAGAUCCAAGUGGUCCACGUGAGCACAGAUACAGCUGACGAGCCCCAGGUAGUCCACUCUGAGGUGGAAGUAGAGAUAUAGAGGAUGAAAUGGUGAACCUAGAGGAAGCAGAACAACCAAUUGCUGUAUGAUAAUAAAACAAGCAUUCUCUUAAAAGUACAUGGUCUUUCAUUAUCAAGCUGAUUUUUUUUCUACUGCAAACACCUUAUUUUUUUAUGGAAUCCUGCAUGUGGAAAUACCACAUAUCCCUAUAUUCAGCUGUCACAUUGAACGUCCAUGUCCCUCGUUCUCUGAAUCUUUAAAGAGAUUUCCGUUAUGAUUUCUUAAAAAUAUUGUUCAUUUUAAAGCUGAUUUGAUUCUUCUUUGCUUCAGCAAUCCAUCUUCAUCUACUUAUUUCUGCUAAUUAAAUGGUUUAUUUCAAAUCACA